This is a messenger RNA of Ixodes scapularis (black-legged tick), 775 nucleotides long. Its product is annotated as CD63 antigen-like. Bases 1 to 750 code for a protein of 249 amino acids. The record is from RefSeq and is a predicted model, not a curated record. Gene Ontology annotation, cellular component: membrane. The transcript is spliced from 5 exons. NCBI's taxonomy places the organism in Eukaryota, Metazoa, Arthropoda, Arachnida, Ixodida, Ixodidae.
AUGCGCAUCCUGCUGGCCAACGGCCUGUUCUGGGGCAACCUGCUCGUGGCCUGCCUCUCGCUCGGGGUGCUCAUGGUCGGCGUCGGCUUCGGCACCCGCUGGCGGAGGCACAUCCUGGCGCUCAUGCCUGGACACCACCUGUCCCUGGUGUCCUACUUCUUCAUGGCCUGCGGACUGGUGCUGCUUUCAGUGGCGUCCUUCGGCGUCGCCGUCUCCUGGAAGCUGCGCAGGAAAGAACGCACUGGAGGUGGACGUGGUGCCCGUGGCUGCGCCGUCUACAACGCCAUGGCCAUCAUCGUUAUCUUCAACGUCCUGUUCUGCUCGUAUGUGGUGUACCACUACGUGACACUAGCGCGGGUCGAGCUCGGCGACGACCUCAAGUACGCCAUGUACCAGUACUUCGUGGACGCCUCGUCCAGGGACAAGCUGGAUAACUUGCACCGGGACUUCAAGUGCUGCGGAGUGAGCAACUACACGGACUGGACCACCGCAACCACCGGGGCCGUUCUGAUGCGCGCCGCCGAUUCGGCCAGCAAGACGUUCGUGCCGCGCACUUGUUGCGUGGUGGAGACCUCUGACGGCGCCUGCUUCAAGUACCACGAGCAGGGCUGUCGGGACCUGCUCACCGACUACUUCAACAUGCUCCUACCGUCCAUCAUCUUCUGCGUCAUCUGCGUCGUCGUCUGGCUCUUGUGCCUCGUGCUCACCUCCGCUAGACUACGGAGGACGUUGCUGGAGGAAUCUAAAUAGAUGUUCCUGAGAGACGCCGUUUUAU